Cannabis sativa is the source of this 786-nucleotide messenger RNA. RefSeq names its product mitochondrial pyruvate carrier 1. The coding region runs from base 233 to 574 and encodes 113 amino acids. Lineage: Eukaryota; Viridiplantae; Streptophyta; Magnoliopsida; Rosales; Cannabaceae. The transcript is spliced from 5 exons. Gene Ontology annotation, cellular component: mitochondrial inner membrane. Gene Ontology annotation, biological process: pyruvate import into mitochondria. The record is from RefSeq and is a predicted model, not a curated record.
UUAUAUCAAACGUGGCGUGAUUUUAGUGGGCAAAUAGCUAUUCCUCCUGGUUCUGCAGCUCAGCUAAGUUGCUCUCUCGAAUAAAAGCAUAUAAUUAUUAUUAAUAAGGAAAGAAUAUUUGAUUUGAGGAGUUGGUGGGUGCUGUGUUAGCUCUGUUCAAUACUUCAAUCCGAUCAGAUCAUCUACUCCGGCGACCCGACCCAUUUUCUCUGAACAAAGGUAGUAAACGGAUAUGGCUUCAUUCCGGGCAUUCUUGAACAGUCCAGUUGGUCCCAAAACAACUCAUUUUUGGGGCCCUAUUGCUAAUUGGGGGUUUGUUGCUGCGGGGCUAGUGGACAUGCAAAAACCACCAGAAAUGAUUUCUGGGAACAUGACCGCAGCAAUGUGUGUGUAUUCAGCAUUGUUCAUGAGAUUUGCAUGGAUGGUACAGCCUCGUAACUAUCUGCUUUUGGCUUGCCAUGCUUCAAAUGAAACUGUACAGCUUUAUCAAUUAUCCCGCUGGGCAAAGGGUCAGGGGUACUUGUCGGAGAAGAAAGUAGAGAAAGAAGAAAAAGAAAAAUCUGAGUCUCAGUAACUUGAUGCUUCUUCCAGUUUUAUUUUCUAUGUUUUGGGUGGUGAUUUUCUCUGAAAUCGAAACUGGUCUCUUAUGUUUUGAAAUGAUUGCUUUCAUUUUAACUGCCUGCAUAAGCAAAAGAGCAUCCCAUUUUUUGCUGAACCUUGAUUUACAUCCUUGAUGCAUUUGUCCCAUAGUGUCUCAAAGGAAGAAAUAAAAUUAGUGAACAAAAA